AUGAUCAGUGCAGUCGGUCCCUUUGCCGUCGAUUCUAAGCUUGUCCAGGUGUCAUCUGCCGCGUCCGAAGCGUCAGUACGAAUCCAUAACACUAACACGGGCAAAGUCAUUCGUGCGACUUUUCCAGUUGUUGACGGAGAGGCCGCCUCAAGCGGUACAUUCGCCAUUGAUGGAGUUGCAAGCACAGCAGCACGCGUUCAACUCGAUUUCUUGAAUCCAUCUGGGUCUCGAACCGGGAAACUACUUCCCACAGGAAAUGUAGUAGAUACAUUCGAUGGGGUAGCAGCAACAUGCAUUGAUGUCGCCAACCCCUGUACCUUUGUCCGGGCCAGUGACCUUGGUGUGGAUGGAAAUCUAACCCCCGAGGAGGUAGAAGCGCAUCCAGACUUGCUAGUACGUCUAGAUUCAAUCCGUCGUCAAGCAGGAGUGAAGAUGGGCUUAGCAUCAACACCAGAGACCGUUCCUGGGAGCGUACCCAAAAUCUGUCUAGUGUCAACACCGCCUGAAAAUAGACGAGCGAUCCAACAGAAACAAACUGUCCGUGAUGUGGAUGUUCUCGCCCGGUCGAUCUCUGUCGGGCAACCUCACAAGGCGAUCCCAAUCACCGUGGCUCUGGCUCUGGCGUCUGCCGCUCGAGUCCAGGGGAGUACUGUGGCAGAUGUUGCUAGCAAACAACCUGUGGAUCAGGCGGGUAUCACCAUCGGACAUGCCAGUGGUAACCUACUGGUUGGAGCAGAUUUUGAUCCUACUGGAGCACUUUCAGCUGCUACCGUCUUCCGAACAGCCCGCCGUCUCUUUGAGGGACGCAUAUUUUGGAAGGAUGAGUCGAUAUAA
Molecule: messenger RNA, 834 nt
Organism: Aspergillus nomiae NRRL 13137
Lineage: Eukaryota; Fungi; Ascomycota; Eurotiomycetes; Eurotiales; Aspergillaceae
Exons: 1
Coding region: 1-834 (277 amino acids)
Source: RefSeq, a predicted model, not a curated record